Archocentrus centrarchus (flier cichlid) is the source of this 2846-nucleotide messenger RNA. RefSeq names its product integrator complex subunit 9 (gene ints9). Gene Ontology annotation, biological process: snRNA 3'-end processing. Bases 419 to 2392 code for a protein of 657 amino acids. Lineage: Eukaryota; Metazoa; Chordata; Actinopteri; Cichliformes; Cichlidae. The transcript is spliced from 17 exons. The record is from RefSeq and is a predicted model, not a curated record. Gene Ontology annotation, cellular component: integrator complex.
CCUAUAUAUCUUAUUAUUUAACAGUAGGGGUCUGUGCUUCGAUCAUUAUUUCAGUUACUGUAGCUGGCUGUAAAUAUGACUUGAUCCCAGGUGUGUACGGCUCUGGUUUAUCACAACGACUCACACUGACAGCUCUGGAAUCAAUACACACGUACAUUUGUUGACAACAAUUAUCGACGGUUUAAUCAAUAUUUUCAAUAAUACUUUGUGAGUUAAAAAGGUAUUUUCAAGGAAGGUGCAUCUCAUGAAAAUGACACAUCUGAAGCGUCUGUAUAUGUUAUAUGACUCCACGUCUGUUGGGGGCAGUAGAGGACAGACGGCUGGGAAACGACGGGAGCAGAAAAGCAGAGCAAAACGAUGCUGUUAGCAAAGCUAACUGUUUUCAGCUAAUGUAUCAGCCGUUCCCUGUGUUAAAAAAAUGAAAUUGUACUGUCUGUCGGGUCAUCCUACGUUGCCCUGCAAUGUCCUCAAGUUCAAGUCCACCACCAUCAUGCUGGACUGUGGACUGGACACCACCUCUGUCCUCAGCUUCCUGCCCUUACCUUUGAUACACAGUCCAAGACUCUCUAAGCUACCCGGUUGGGUCUCCAAGGAUGGAACAAUAAAUUUGGAAAAGGAGCUGAAGGAGUGUGCAGGAAGGGUGUUUGUUGACUCACAGCCAGAGUUCUGUCUCCCUGAGAGAGAACUGCUGGACCUGUCCACCAUUGAUGUCAUCCUCAUCUCCAACUACCACUGCAUGAUGGCCCUGCCUUACAUCACAGAGCAUACGGGCUUCACUGGGACGGUUUACGCCACUGAGCCCACGCUGCAGAUUGGCAGGCUGCUGAUGGAGGAGCUGGUGAACUUCAUGGAGAGAGUUCCCAAAGCCCAGUCUGCCACAUGCUGGAAAAACAAGGAAAUACAGAGGAUGCUUCCUGGGCCGCUGAAGGAUGCAGUGGACGUGUGGACGUGGAAGCGAUGCUACAGCAUGCAGGAGGUUAACUCUGCUCUCAGUAAAGUGCAACUUGUGGGUUAUUCACAGAAAGUGGAGUUGUUUGGAGCUGUACAGGUCUCCCCAUUAAGCUCUGGUUACUCGCUGGGCAGCUCCAACUGGAUCAUCCAGUCUCAUCACGAGAAGGUGUCCUAUGUGUCUGGUUCAUCCCUCCUCACCACACAUCCUCAGCCCAUGGACCAGAGUUCCUUAAAAAAUAGUGACGUCCUCAUUCUGACAGGCCUCACGCAGAUGCCUACCGCCAACCCUGAUGGCAUGCUGGGAGAAUUCUGCAGUAACUUGGCCAUGACGAUCCGAGCAGGAGGCAACGUGCUGGUGCCGUGCUACUCCUCAGGAGUGAUCUACGACCUGCUGGAGUGUUUGUACCAGUUCAUUGAGAGCGCCAACCUGGGGACCACACCCUUCUACUUCAUCUCACCCAUAGCCAACAGCUCGCUGGAGUUCUCUCAGAUCUUUGCUGAGUGGCUUUGUCACAACAAGCAAACAAAGGUUUAUCUUCCAGAGCCUCCUUUCCCACAUGCAGAGCUCAUCCAAACCAACAAGCUGAAGCACUACCCCAGCAUUCACGGAGACUUCAGCAGUGAGUUCCGGCAGCCCUGCGUGGUUUUCACCGGCCACCCCUCUCUGCGCUUUGGAGACGUCGUUCACUUCAUGGAGCUCUGGGGCAAAUCCAACCUCAACACCAUCAUCUUCACUGAGCCAGACUUCUCCUACUUGGAUGCCCUGGCUCCAUACCAGCCAUUAGCUAUGAAGUGCGUUUACUGUCCUAUUGACACACGGCUCAACUUCCACCAAGUAUCAAAGCUGCUCAAGGAAGUCCAGCCUCUCCACGUGGUGUGUCCUGAGCAGUACACCCAGCCUCCUGUGACCCAGUCCCACCGCUCUGACCUGAUGUUGGAGCUGCAGCCUCCUCCCAUGCCCUACAGACGCUGCUCUGUUCUCAACUUGCCAUUCAGACGCCGCUACGAACGCGUCUACAUCCUUCCUGAGCUGGCCAACUCCCUCGUUCCCUCUGAGAUCAAACCGGGCGUCUCUGUGGCGACCUUAUCUGCGGUGCUGCACUCAAAGGACAACAAGCACACGUUACAGUCGGUGCCCAAACCCCCUCCCAUGCCCCCCAGCAAAAAGAGGAAGCGUGUGAUCGAGGAACCCCCCGUGGCAUUGGCCCCUAAACCCAUGCUGAGUGGAGCAGUGGCCCUAGAAGCUUUUCUGGCCACUUUGCAAAAGCACGGGAUCACGGAGGUUAAAGUGGAGGAGACGGCAGACGGGCACAUUCUGCACCUGCAGGCCGAGGACACGCUCAUUCAGCUGGAGGAGGACGGGACGCACAUAGUCUGCGACAGUGAGCCGCUGCGGACCACGCUGAGAGACCUGGUCCUCCGCUUCCUGCAGAAACUCUGACCGGAGGCCUCCUGCUGUCUCACUGUUAGUUUUUUAGCAGUAUUUCCUUUUGUAUUGGGCUGAGGACAGAAGCAGAAGGGGAGGAUGUGGAUGCUGAACUGUCAUAUUUACAGUAGUUUCUCUGUAAGCUGCUGUUUGGUUUUAUUUUAUAAAACUCAGAUAUAUUAUUUUGUAAUAAAAAAUUUUCACUGUAAUCUUAUUAAGGAAACUGAAAUCUUUUAAACUGCAAAAGUGAAACUAGAGAUUUUGUUCAUGAGCCUGUGCUUUGCAGGGGAGGAAGAGAGAAGAAAAUCAGGAGGAAAGAUCAGUGCUUCACUUGUUCUAUACUCACAUUUCCACAAAGGUGUCUAAGAUGUUUCUUCAGGCUUACUCCUGUCUGACAAGUUGUGGUUGUUAAAUUGUAACCAGCACCUCCUGUGAGCUGUGAAGCUCUGUAGCAGCAGCCAGAGCAGGU